CGCGGCAGUCGGCGCUCUCGCGGCCAGCCAGCACCAUGGAGGCGCCGCAAAGCGCGCCCGUGCCCAGCGCGCCCGGCGCGCGCCCUCUCGUCAACCCCGAGGAAUACGGCGAGGUGGACACCACCAGGUACCCCGCGCCGAAGGAGUCGACGCACAAGGUGCGGGGGCGCAGUGACUUGCUAGAGAUGAUGUGCGGUCCAGACGCCGUCGACCCCGAGCUACUCACAGUGAAGACGUUCUACUUUUUCUUCUACUCGGCGUUCGGGUCGCUGUUCCCGUUGAUGGGCGUGUAUUUCAAGCAGAUGGGCAUGAACGCCGGCCAGUGCGGGUUGCUGAUCGGUACGCGGCCCUUCGUCGAGUUCCUUUCGGCGCCCUUCUGGGGCGGUUUGGCGGACCGCUGGCAGAAGGGGCGCACGCUUUUGCUAGCGUCGUUGGGUGCGUGGGUGGUGUUCACGCUGCCGCUAAGCUGGGUGCAACCGGGUGCCGUGGCCUGCGUGCGCCCGUACAAUAGCACGGCCUACGAGCUGGGCCCACCCAACUACGACGAGGACGAGCCGCUGGCCACGCGCGCCUUCCGCGGGCCUUCAGCCGCCGGCCGCGAUGGCUCACCGCUCCCCGUCUCCGACGCCACCAACUACGACCCCGCGCAACACUCCAACUGGGUGACACCGUUACACUCUUCCAUCGUAUACCGCACCCCAGAUAUUCAGAAAACGUUUUUCCUGCUACUGUUGCUGGUCGUGAUCGGAGAAUUCUUCAGCGCGCCGGCCAUCACGCUCGCCGACUCCGCUGUCAUUACGCUCCUCGGUGAGGACGCUGACAGGUACGGCCACCAGCGCAUGUUCGGCUCGCUGGGCUGGGGUUUGGCUAUGUUCUUCGUAGGCAUCGCGCUCGACCACAGCACGGCCUUUAGCUCGCACCCCUGCGGCGGCCCGCAGCGCUACGAGAAGAACUACACCAUUUGCUUCGCCACGUUCUCCGUGCUCAUGGGAGCCGCACUUAUAACGGCAACACAGAUAAAAUUCAAAUACGAAUUCGUGAGCCUGGAGCCGGCAGCGCCGCUGACGUUGCCCGCGGAGCCGACUCACGAGGAGAAGCUGCAGCAGCAGUUGGCCGAGCAGCUGCAACUGCCGGGGCUGGACACGAGCGCGCCGACAGUGACACGCGCACCCGCGCCGCAGCCUGCGCUCGAGCACGCCAAGGUAUUCGCACAAACGACUCGCGAGAUGCCGGAGUGGGUGACGGUGCUGCGCCAGUUCCAGAACGUGAAGGCGGCUUCUUUCCUGCUCGUCGCAUGGUUCAUGGGCUUCGGCAUCGGCCUUAUUUUUACUUUUCUCUUCUGGCAUUUGCAGGACAUCGGCGGAUCGCCCACGCUAUUCGGCGUGGCGUCAGUGAUCAACCACAUCUCGGAGAUCUUCGCCUACUUCUUCAGUUUCAAAUUGAUCACGCAAAUGGGUCACGUGAAGGUGCUGUGCCUGGGGCUGGCGGGGAACGUGCUGCGGUUCCUGUACAUCGCGUGGCUCACCAACCCGUGGUGGGUGCUGCCGUUCGAGUUCGUGCAGGGCGUGACGCACGCGGCGGUGUGGGCGGCGUGCUGCUCGUACAUCGCGCACGCAGCGCCGCCCGGGCUGCGGUCGUCGGCGCAGGGCGUGCUGCAGGGGCUGCACCACGGGCUGGGCCGCGGCUGCGGCGCCGUGCUGGGCGGCGUGGCCGUGGCGCGCUGGGGCACCACGCGCACCUUCGCGGGCUACGGGCUGCUGUGCGCCGCGGCGCUGGCGGCCUUCGCGUUCGUCAACUUCCGCGACGGCGGCGCCGACGUGGGCGCCGGCGUGGCCGUGGACGAGGAGGCGCGCGCCGUCGCCGAGGCCGGCGUGCUGGCGCCGCACGGCGUGCCGUCCAACCCGCUGCCGCGCGCGCUGUCGUCCACGCGCCUGCACGACCUGUCGCACCACGACUCCUACGGCGCCACGCAGAGCUACGCGGGCGGCGACAGCCUGGGCGUGCCGGGCGCGCGCCCGACCAAUCCCUUCUUGGCCGAGCAGCAGCAGCCCCAGCCGCAGCAGCCCUCCUUCAGAUAAGCUAGUGCCCCGACAGCUGCCGCCACGGCCGCGCGCUUGGUGCUGCGACCGCCGUCUGCUCGGUUGACCGGCGGCUCGCUCUUCGCCGGCGCCACCCGCAGGCCGCGGUGGACGGCGUCCCGCGGCGGGUCGACCUACCGGCUGCCCGCCGAAGCGAGCGACUGCGUAUUUCGAAGACUGUACAACCGUCGCCGCAUUAUUUCCACUAUGAUUUAAUACAUACUAUGUAGAUACUGUUAGGUAUAAUAAAGUCUCUAUCGGUGUGGCUGCUAAAGUGACGCCAAUGUGGCGGGCUCGUACGAAACCAGCAGUAAGUAGAGCUUUGACUUCACCGACAUUGUCAAGUGAGAACAUGUUUUGAUUACUUACUGCACCGAUAAAUAACCCUAACACAAAUCCGCCAACCCACUACUGAAGCGACUUGUUAUGUUGUUGUUGUUCUUACUUAGACAUAUUAAUAAAUACGAGAAAUUCGUUUUUACGUAAGGAGUAUAUUUUAGGACACGCUACCUCCUGUUAAUUCAAUUUUAUAAAUUUCAAGUUUUGCAUUGGAGCUAAAUGUGAAACUUGAGUGAGUGGGAACUCGUAAGGAAAUUAGAAGUGGGCACACACUUUACAUUGACAGACCCGCGUGUGUAAAUAAAUAUAUCAAUGUAUAGAGGACUCGGAGCGAGCAUGGCCAAAAGGAGCUACGGCCGACUUAUUAAUAUCGAAUCUUGUACCACUGUUCGAGAACAACCGCUUCAAUGCCGUGCUCUUUCAACGCGACAGGCGACCUUGCCAUUUGUAUUGCCUGUAGUGCGGGCACGUGUCCGGUGGCGGUGCGCGCGCAACUGUCCCUGGUCUCCAAUGUAUAUUAUAAUAAGAGAGAACGUAAUGGUGAAUAUAAUAUUUAACAUUUUACGAAACGCAAUGUCAUAUCAUGGUGUGAUGAGUAGAGUACUUUAUAUCAUAGCGAGGCGCCACAGCGCCCUCGCUCCUAUAUUUUGUUGACGUUGUAGGAAAUAUUCAAAUUAAAUACUAUAUGUAUAGUUAUAUGUAUACAAACUACUAAUACAUUGUUGUAUGUGAUGUACGUAAGCUUAAAAGGAGCCACCCGCCCACUGACGCCGGCCGCCGCGGCACAGCUGGGCGCGGCGGGCGCGGCGGUGGCGCGUGCGCGGUUCACUGCACAGUUAUAUAUUUUUGCACGUCGCGGCUCGACUCGGCCUGGCAGUGGCCACGACACACGACUUUCAAUUUCAAAUGUACUAUAUAUAACUAUUAAUAAAUGUUGAACU
Molecule: messenger RNA, 3358 nt
Organism: Hyposmocoma kahamanoa
Lineage: Eukaryota; Metazoa; Arthropoda; Insecta; Lepidoptera; Cosmopterigidae
Gene: jef
Product: major facilitator superfamily domain-containing protein 6
Exons: 8
Coding region: 36-2078 (680 amino acids)
Cellular component (GO): membrane
Source: RefSeq, a predicted model, not a curated record